AAGCAUGGUAAUUGCUGGAUCUGUCUCUCCCUGUGCAACUUCUCAUGCCGGUGGCCUUGGUCAUAUCAGGUGUCUGAAGGGGGCAGGUUCUGAGCAUGUGUCCUGAUGGCUGCUGGAGCUUCUACUCCCGAUUCAAGGGCAGCAGUCUUCAGGAAACCACAACACUUCACUUCCUGGUGGAAUAUGACGCCUGGCUCUACCAGACAGGGGUCCAUACGGCGUUGUUCUGUAUUCCCAUCGGAACUUAAAGGGAAACUUUCACAAUGUCCGGAGUCUUGAUGUCCUGCAAAUGAAGGAGAAGGAUGUCCUCAAAUUCCUUGCAGCAGAAACCCACUUAGGUGGCACCAACCUUGACUUCCAAAUGGAACAGUACAUCUACAAAAGGAAAAGUGAUGGCAUCUACAUCAUAAAUCUGAAGGGAACCUGGGAGAAGCUUCUGUUGGAGUCUCGUGCCAUUGUUGCCAUUGAAAACCCAGCUGAUGUCAGUGUCAUAUCCUCCAGGAAUACUGGCCAGCGAGCUGGGCUGAAGUUUGCUGCUGCCACUGGAGCCACUCCUAUUACUGGCUGCUUCACUCCUGGAACCUUCACUAACCAGAUCCAGGCAGCGUUCCGGGAGCCAAGACUUCUAGUGAUUACUGAUCCCAGGGCUGACCACCAGCCUCUCACUGGGGCCUCUUAUGCUAACCUGACUACCAUUGCUCUGUGUAACGCAGACUCUCCUCUGCGAUAUGUGGACAUUGCCAUCCCAUGCAACAACAAGGGAGCUCACUCAGUGGGUCUGAUGUGGUGGAUGCUUGCCUGGGAAGUUCUGCGCAUGCGUGGCACCAUCUCCCGUGAACACCCAUGGGAGGUCAUGCCUGAUCUCUGCUUCUACAGAGAUCCUGAAGAGAUUGAAAAGGAAGAGCAGGCGGCAGCUGAGAAGGCUGUGGCCAAGGAGGAAUUUCAAGGUGAAUGGACUGCUCCAGCUCCUGAGUUCACUGCUACUCAGCCUGAGGUGGCGGACUGGUCUGAAGGUGUGCAGGUGCCUUCUGUGCCUAUUCAGCAGUUCUCCACUGAAGACUGGAGUGCUCAGCCUGCCACUGAAGACUGGUCUGCAGCUCCCACUGCUCAGGCCAUUGAGUGGGUAGGAACAACCACUGAGUGGUCUGAAACUGUUCUUCCACAAACUCAAAAUGUAAAUAGGUUGAUGGAAAAUAAACAGUUUCUAAAAAAACAAAAGAAAUAUGCUACGUUGUUUUUCCUAGCAAUCUGUGAUUGUACCAUGGAUUCUUCCCUGAUCACCACAUUUUUAUCCAUUGCGUAACAAAAUGUUUAAAUGCCAAAAUGUUUCCAAGUGUUAGUAUAAAAUGUCAGUUAUGAGGAUUUAGUAUUUUGAAAAAUAAUAAUUACUCUAGAGCUUCCCUAUUAUAAUAAUAUUCAGCCAUAUCCCCUAAAAUAACCGGAUAUUCUAAAAUAUCUUUAUGAUUAUUUUCCAAGAAAUAAUAGUUUUAGUCUGUACUUCAGAAGGACAUGUGCAUCAACUUUCACUAAAUAUUUCAACAUACCUCAUUGCAAAAGAUGAUUUCUAUUUUGGUAAUAUGUGGUGUAGAUGAAUUUGGUGAGACAUGGUGUGGACCUAUUAAUAUGAUAAGAGCAUAUUGAUGGGUAUUGUUCUCCUGGUUAUUUUAAUUGCAUCAAAGACUUAGAAAAAUAUAUUUUAAAUGCUUUAUUGACCUAUGAUUGACAUACAAUACAUGGCACACAUUUGAACUGUAUGCUUUAAUACGGUUUUGUAUAUGUCUACAUCAUGAAACCAACACUACAGCAGAGAUAAUGAACUUCCUCGUGCCCCUUUGUAAUCUCCCACCCACCUGCCUCUGGCCUCCAACUUCCUCCCCUGGACCUUUCCUGUUCCCAGGCAACCACUGAACUUCUGUCACUAUUAAUUAAUUUCAUCGUGAUUUUAUGUAAAUAGAAUUGUAUAGAAUGUACUUUUUUCCUAGCUUCUUUCAUUCAGCCUAUUUCUAGAUUUACCCAUUUGUUGCCUGUAUAGAUAGUUUCUUUUUAUUGCUGAGUAGUAUUCUAUUAUACAGAUAUAUCACAGUUUGUUUUAUCCAUUAACCUGGUGAGGGAUAUGAGGUUGUUUCCAACAUGAAGCUCUUUUAAAUAAAACUGGUAUGAACAUUUGGGUUUAAGUCUUUACAGGGACACAUGCUUUCUUUCUGUAGGGUAAAUACUUAGGGGUUCAAUGGCUGGAGCAUAUGGUAGAUGUAAGAUUAAUGUUGUAAGAAAUUACCAAACUGGUUCUGAAGUGGUUAUACCAUUUUUCAUUCCCAUCAGCAGUGUAUGAGGGUUUGAUCCUCCACAAUAUCGUCAGUGCUUAGUAUGGUCAGCAUUUUUAAUUUUGGCCAUUCUCAUAGGGGUGUAGUGAUAUCUCACUGUAAUUUUAAUUUACAUUUCCAUAUUGACGAAUAAUGUUGAUCACAUUUUCAUGUACCGAUUUGCCAUUUAUAUAAUUUCUUAGGUGAAGUGUUGGUUCAAAUCAGUCACAUGCCAGAGAGGUCAUACACAAAACAGACCUGGAAAGUAGAAAGGAAUUAGCAAACAGUUUGGUGAGUCACUGUAAUAAGGGUAGGAAAAAAAAGAAAAUCAUGGCUUUUCCUUUGUAAAAUGUAGUCAGUGUUGAUAGAUACCCCCCUGGUGGUCAGAUCUAGAACUGUAGCUCUGAAAGUCUCAAGGCAGCAGGCAAUGGAAGGGGAAGGGAGGGAGAAAAGGGUAUGAAAUAACCGGCCCACAGUCUUCAAAAAUGUCGAGGUCAUGAAAGUCAAGACAAAACGGAGGAACUUUGCUAGACUGUGGAAAACUAAAGAGACACCACAGUACAAGAUUCUGUCCUGGAUCCUUUUGCUAUGAAAGACAUCGUUAAGACAACUGGCAAAACUUGAACAGGGUCUGAGGAUUAGCUUGUGAUACAUUUUAUUAAUGAUAAUUUCAUGAUUUUGAUGGUUGUCUUCUGGUUAUAUAGGAGAAUGGUCUUGUCUGUAAGACAUACACUCUAAAGUAUUUGGGAGCUAUGGGGCAUCGUGUUGGCAACUUGCUCUCAUAUGGUCCAGGGAAGGGGGUGGGGCAGGGGAUUCUUUGUUUUAUACCAGCAAAUUUUCUGUAAGUCUGUGAUUUGUUUUUAACAACAACCAAAAUCAAGGAGCAUGUCUUGUUUUCAUCAGAAACAUGGGCUCAUUUAUAUAGAUAAGGGCUGAAAGGAACUCCUUUGGGUUUUACAACAAUGAUGCCAUUGGUGACCUUGUUGAGAGCAGAUUCAGCUGAAUGGAGAGGCAAUAGACAGGGGUGGGUUGAGGAAUGACAGGGAGGUUAGAAAGUGGAGACAGUGAAUAUAGUUCCCCCUGCUUUGAGAAGUUUGUUGUUUAUGAAAAUGAGGAGAGAGGGGAGGAUGUGGCUUAGGAAUAUUGAUUUGUAGGGAAGGAUUUUUGGUAUAUUUGUUUAGCUAUUCAUUGGAAGGAGAAACAUAAGCCAGUUCGUAUUAAUUUUGAAAAGGAAAGGCCUUGUAAAGAAAAUAGAGAGUUCAAGGUCUAAAAGUUGAUGAAGAUAAGAAAUGCUCAGCCUUUAGUUUUUCUGACUCUUCUGCAUUGCCAGGACAGUGAACAAACACUGAAUUCAGUAUUUUCAGGUGGCUGGGUGUGGAGGAUGUUCUCCUACGAAAAGGUCUUUCUAUACAGCUCUUCAUAUAACAUACAAUAUAUAUAAAUUAUACAUACACCAAAUUACAGCAAUGGAUAUUUCCAGGGUUGCGGCGAAAUAUAGAUGUUAUGUACACUUCCGUGUUGUUCGAAUUUAU
This is a messenger RNA of Globicephala melas (long-finned pilot whale), 3832 nucleotides long. RefSeq names its product small ribosomal subunit protein uS2-like. Gene Ontology annotation, cellular component: ribosome; 90S preribosome; cytosolic small ribosomal subunit. NCBI's taxonomy places the organism in Eukaryota, Metazoa, Chordata, Mammalia, Artiodactyla, Delphinidae. Gene Ontology annotation, biological process: ribosomal small subunit assembly; cytoplasmic translation. The record is from RefSeq and is a predicted model, not a curated record. Gene Ontology annotation, molecular function: laminin receptor activity; structural constituent of ribosome.